GAAAGGAAGAGUGUUCCGUUCCGUUCCGUCCGAUAAAGCAUCCAUCCAAGGAAAGGAAAGGAAAGGAAGUCUCUCCCACGGCGCCGAGUCAAACCUCCCCAAUUCCCAUUCCAUUCCCCCAAAUUUUUCCCCACCGGCGACGCCCUCCCCGAAUCCGAUCCGCCGUUGACGUUGACGCCAGCCAUGGCCGCCCGCCGCGUGCUGCUCCUCCUCGCCGCCGCCGCGGUGGCCCUCCUCGCGGCGCCCCAGGCGGCGACCGCCCGCCCCUGCGGCCGCGCGCAGACGCUGCUCAUCUCCUUCUCCUCCUUCUCCCGCCCCAACCCGGACCCGGCCGACCCGUCGCCCCUCACCACCACCGUCGUCACCGUCCUCCGCGUCCGCCGCCUCGGCCCGCACCGCUUCCACCCCCACCACGACCACCUCCAGAUCCGCCGCCCCGCCGAGCCCCUCCACGCCGCCGUGGCCGUCGGCACCCCAGAGACCGACGCCGAAGCCGCCUCCUCCUCCUUCCAGGAGCGCGCCAAGGACAUCCUCGUCGUCGUCUCGGGCCUGCUCUUCGGGUUCGGCUGCGGCGCCCUCACCGCCGCAUCCAUGUACCUCGUCUGGUCCCUCGUCGCCUCCACCGGCGCCGCCGGCCCCUACGAGGAGCUCUACAGCGACGACGAGGACGAGGACGACGUCUCCGACGACGGCGCCGAGAGCCCCAAGAAGGCCGGCUACGUCAUCAUCCACGGAGCCGAGGACGUCGUCGCCGCCGGUAAGAACUAGGAUCGGGCCUUGCCGCCAUGGCCGGCAAGCCGAGGAUUCGGGUUGCAUAACUACAUGGAAUUGUCGGGGUACUGCUAUUACUAUUUUCGCACCUAUGAUACGCGUCGCGCCUGUCUACCGUUCUCUAUGUGUAUGGUUGGGGAGAAGAAAUCGUGAAUGUGCUUUACCCUAUCUGUUCUUACAUAUGGUCAAUUUCAUGCCCAAACAUGAUUAUGUAUCCAUCCUUAAGCAUGGUACCUGUUGGUUUAUGCUGCUUAGUAAAAUUGCGACAUGUAA
This is a messenger RNA of Hordeum vulgare subsp. vulgare (domesticated barley), 1044 nucleotides long. RefSeq lists its product as uncharacterized. The transcript has a single exon. NCBI's taxonomy places the organism in Eukaryota, Viridiplantae, Streptophyta, Magnoliopsida, Poales, Poaceae. The coding region runs from base 184 to 768 and encodes 194 amino acids. The record is from RefSeq and is a predicted model, not a curated record.